Hansenula anomala is the source of this 3870-nucleotide messenger RNA. RefSeq names its product ATP-binding cassette a-factor transporter STE6 (gene STE6). Gene Ontology annotation, molecular function: ABC-type oligopeptide transporter activity; ATP binding; ATP hydrolysis activity. Lineage: Eukaryota; Fungi; Ascomycota; Saccharomycetes; Phaffomycetales; Wickerhamomycetaceae. Gene Ontology annotation, biological process: transmembrane transport. The coding region runs from base 1 to 3870 and encodes 1289 amino acids. Gene Ontology annotation, cellular component: membrane. The transcript has a single exon. The record is from RefSeq and is a predicted model, not a curated record.
AUGCUUUUCUCUAGAUCAGAUAUACCUUGGUUGAUCAUGGGUAGUAUAGCUACUAUAAUAGGGGCAUUGGCUCCUGCUAUAUCCUCAAUCUUGAUGGGUAGAGUUUUCCAGGUGCUAGCCAAAUUUAUGAAAGGUGAAUACCAUGGUUUUGGUGAUUACAUGCAAGCUAUUAGACUAUCAACAAUGUCAUUAGUUAUAAUGGGUGCCUCUUGUGUCCCUUUCGUUUGGACAACUAUCUCUUGUUGGAUGCAAAUAGGUGAGAGCCAAGGUUUAAAAGCGAGAACAAAUAUAUUGGAAACAUAUAUAACAAAACCAAUUUCAUGGUAUGAAGAAAACGAUAAGGUUAUGGGUGAUUUAACCCAAAUCAAUAGAUGCGUUGAAGAAUUAAGAGCUGGAACUUCAGAAGCAACUGCUUUGUUUUUGCAAAGUAUUGUGUGUAUGGGUGCCCUAUUGGGGACUUCUUUUUAUUAUUCUUGGUCUGUUACCCUUGUGAUGUUGGCAAGUUCUCCAUUGAUUGUUGUUUUCGCUUAUGUUUUUGCUAGGCUAACUGAGAAAUUCACAAAACAAGAAAACACUGAAACAGCAUUUGCUGCUAAAAUCUUGGAUUGGUCAUUAAUAUCUUCAAAAUUGGUUAGAUUAUUCUCUACUCAAUCAUUGGAAUUCAACAAGUUUGAAACAUCAGUUUUGAAAUGUAAAAGAGCUUUUUUAAAAUUGAUUUUGGUUACAAGUGCAAAUAUGGGAUUAAUGAGAUUCAUUAUGCUUUGUAUGUUUGUUCAGGGUUUUUGGUUUGGUUCUUCUCAAGUUAGAAAAGGUAAAGUGGAAGCUGGUCAUGUUUUAACUUGUUUCACUUCUUGUUUGAUGCUUGGUGAAACUUUGAAAAGUGUUCUACCUCAAAUUGUUACAAUACAAAAGGCUAAAGUUGCCAUUCGCAAAAUCCAACAAUUUGUUCAAAUUAGAAAAUCAAAAACUAUGGUUAGUAAAUUUAAAACCCAAAUUGCUUUAGAUGAUACUAAAAACAUUUCACUUUAUCCUGAAUCUUGUCGUGGUGAUAUUAAAUUCAAAAGCGUUGAAUUUGCUUACCCAACUAGAUUUGAUACAAAAGUUUUGAAAAAUGUCACAAUCCAUUUCCCAGCUGGCAAAACAACCUUCUUAGUCGGUAGGUCAGGCUCAGGUAAAUCUACUUUAAGUAGUUUAUUGCUAAACUUUUAUGCUCCAAACAAAGGUAGAGUGGAGAUUGAUGGAUUCAGUGUUUCAAAUUUGAACUCAAGAUGGUUAACUGAUAAUAUCACAUUAGUUGAACAAACAUGUACUUUAUUUAAAGAUACAAUUAGAAACAACAUCCUCAUGGGUAAGAUUUCAUCUGGUGUUGAAAAUGUAACAGAAGAACAGUUAAAUGAAGCCUGUCAAAUGGCUUUGCUUAAUGAAGUUAUUCGCGAUCUUGAUGAGGGAUUAGAUACAGUUGUUGGUCCAAAUGGUAUUGCAUUAAGUGGUGGUCAACAGCAAAGAGUUGCUUUAGCUCGUGCCAGGGUGAGGGAUACUCCGAUUUUGAUCCUUGAUGAAUCUGUUUCUGCCUUAGAUAUUGUUUUGAGAGAACUUGUCAUUGCUGCCAUCAAGAAAUGGAGAGUUGGUAAAACUACUAUUAUCUUGACGCAUGAAUACAGUCAAAUCGGUAAAGAUGAUUAUGUCUAUCUUAUGGAGAGCGGUGUGGUUGCUGAGCAUGGUGUUAGAAAAGAGCUUGAGCAAGCUGAUGGUUUAUUUCAACGUUUGACUAGUUUACAGGAUACAACAGUGGAAAAAUUACAAGAUGGUAAACUUGAAGAUCUGCCUGAAUCCAAACCGGCAUUCAAAUCGUGGGAAGAGGAACAAAGAAAAACUUUCCUCAACCAAGUUGGGUCUCGUGUUUCAACUCAAAUGUUUUCCACAAUCAAUCCAUUAAGCUUCUUAGGUCAAAAUCUUGAGCAUGAAGUUGAUACUCGUGAGAUCUUGGAUAGAAAAAUUCAAAGAAGAAGAAGAUUAGGCUCUCCAGAAGUCACAGAAACUUUACAUACCCCUAUCGAAAAAGAUUUGGAAAAGGGUGAAGAUAAAAAGGAUGCAGAUGAAAGACCAGAUAUUACACCAAUCUUGACAAUUAUUAAAAAAAUGUAUCAGUCUGUUGAUCAAAAACCAAUAUUAUUUGUUGGUUUGUUGUUUUCCAUAUUGAACGGUGCUGUUAACCCAAUUUUCUCGUACACUUUUUCAAAAUUGUUAUCAGGUAUUGUUCCACAAAAUGAUGAUGUUGGAUCACCUCGCUAUCUGUUGAAAUGGUCAUUGGUUGUUAUAUUUUUAGCUUUAUUUGAUGGUAUCUCUACUUUUGUCAAAGAAUUCUUGCUACAUUACUCUAGUGAAAUUUGGAUUUUUUCAUUGAGAAAAAGAGCUUUUAGGGCCAUCUCUGAUCAAGGUCUUUCAUGGUUUGGUGAAAAGACUAAUGCGCCAGCUGAAGUUUCCGCUCUAUUAUUGAAUGAUGCUAGAGAUUUGAGAUCAUUAGUUUCACAGUUUCUUGGAAUUGUUUCAACUGCAUCUAUUUUGGCUAGUUUAGGUUUGAUUUGGGCCUUGGUUUCAGGAUGGAAAUUAUCAUUGGUUUGUAUUGCUUUCCUUCCUGCUUUUGUCAUCACAUCAGGUUUAUAUGCUGGUUUUUUGCAAUCUUCAGAAAAUGAAUACAAAAAUGCUGUUGCCGAAUUAGAAAAUCAAACCUAUGAGACUGUUAAAGGUAUUAAAACUAUCAGGGUUUUAAGACUGGAAAAAUAUUUCAUAAACAAAUUUCACGAAAGAGCUGCAGAAUUACAAAGAGUCUCCCGUAAAAGAUCUAUCUUGACUGGUAUGGGUGUUGCUGUAACAAGUCUAUUGACGUUUGUUGUUCAAGGUACUUUACUAUAUUUUGGUAUGAGACUUGUUGGUAAAGGUGAAUACACUACAGAUAUGCUUAUGCAAACAUUUGUUUUGUUAAUUUUUUCAAUUAUGAGCUGUGUUCAAUUGAUCAAUGAAAUCCCGGAUAUUAGCAGAGGUCAAAGAGCUGCUACUUAUAUUUUCCGUUUGCUUGAUUUGGAACCUUCAAAGACAGAAACGAUUGGCUCUGUCAUUCCAGAAGCUGAAGAAAAGAACAUAAUAAAUUUUGACCAUAUGAACUUUUGUUAUCCUUCAUUACCAGACCAUAAAGUUUUGAAAAAUUUAAGCUUAAAUAUUAAACAAGGUGAACAUGUUGCAGUUAUUGGUGAAUCAGGUUCUGGUAAAUCAACACUUACAUUAUUAUUGACUAGAUUAUUUGAUGUUCCAGAAAAUUCAUUAUUUUUUGAAGGUGUUGAUAUUAAUAAAAUUGAUAUCAAAUGGUUGAGAAGUGCAAUUGCCCUAGUUGACCAAAAAGCCACCUUCUUUGAUGGUACAAUUCGUGAAAAUAUUACAUAUGGUCUUGAAGAAGUUACAGAUUCAGAACUAAUAGAUUCUUUAAAACUUGCAAACAUUUAUGAUUUUGUUGUUUCCUUACCAGAAGGAUUAGAUUCAAGAAUAGAUACUUCAUUAAUGUCUGGUGGCCAAGCUCAAAGAUUAUCAAUUGCCAGAGCUCUUGUUAGAAAUCCAAAAUUGUUGAUCCUUGAUGAAUGUACUUCAGCGUUAGAUUCUGAAGGUGCAAGUAAGAUUGCAGAUUUGAUCAAAAACAAUUUGAAGAAUAGAAAAGAUAUGACAAUUUUAAUGAUUACACAUUCUGAAGAUAUGAUGAAAGUGUCUGAUAAAGUUGUUACAAUGAAAGCUGGUACAAUAUGUGAAGAAGGUUCAUUUAAUGAGUUGUUUAAUAGACGUGGUGAACUAUUUAGAAUAGUUACUGCAGGUAUGGAAGGUUAA